AUGACCGCUGUACCACCUGUAAUCCUCUCGGACAGGGAAGCGGUCAGGGAGAAGGACAGUGGUCAGGGACAGGGCCAGGGAAGCAGUCAGGGACAAGGACAGGGACAGGGCCAGGGAAGCGGUCAGGGACAAGGACAGUGUAAGGGACAGGGCCAGGGAAGCGGUCAGGGACAAGGACAGGGUCAGGGACAGGGACAGGGAAGCGGUCAGGGACAAGGACAGGGACAGGGCCAGGGAAGCGGUCAGGGACAAGGACAGGGACAGGGCCAGGGAAGCGGUCAGGGACAAGGACAGGGACAGGGCCAGGGACAGGGCCAGGGAAGCGGUCAGGGACAGGGCCAGGGAAGCGGUCAGGGACAGGGCCAGGGAAGCGGUCAGGGACAGGGACAGGGCCAGGGAAGCGGUCAGGGUCAGGGACAGGGCCAGGGAAGCGGUCAGGGACAAGGACAGGGUCAGGGACAAGGACAGGGUCAGGGACAGGGCAAGGGAAGCGGUCAGGGACAAGGACAGGGUCAGGGUCAGGGCCAGGGCAAGGGAAGUGGUCAGGGACAAGGACAGGGUCAGGGACAGGGCCAGGGCCAGGGAAGCGGUCAGGGACAAGGACAGGGUCAGGGACAGGGCCAGGGAAGCGGUCAGGGACAAGGACAGGGACAGGGCCAGGGAAGCGGUCAGGGACAGGGCCAGGGAAGUGGUCAGGGACAAGGACAGGGUCAGGGCCAGGGAAGCGGUCAGGGCCAGGGAAGCGGUCAGGGACAAGGACAGGGUCAGGGACAAGGCCAGGGAAGCGGUCAUGGACAAGGACAGGGUUGGCCACAAGGCCAGGGAAAUGGUCAGGGAUGGGGUCAGGGACAAGGCCGGGGUCAGGGACAAGGACAGGGUCGGCCACAAGGCCAGGGAAAGGGCCAGGGACAAGGCCAGGGACGGGGUCAGGGACGGGGUCAGGGACGGGGCCAGGGACGGGGCCAGGGACGGGGUUGGGGAAGCGGACAGGGUCGGGGUCAGGGACAGGGACAGGGAAGGGCUCGGGGACAAGGCCAGGGACGGGGUUGGGGACAAGGCCAGGGAAGUGGCCAGGGACGGGGUUGGGGACAAGGCCAGGGAAGUGGCCAGGGACGGGUUCAGGGACAAGGCCGGGGCCAGGGACGGGAUCUGGGACAAGGACGGGGUCUGGGACAAGGCCAGGGAAGCGGUCAGGGACAGGGCCAGGGACAAGACCAAAAAAGCGGUCAGGGACAGGACCCUUUUAACACCUCUUCAACACAACAUCUACAGCAAGCCUCCGUGUGUUUCAUGUUGGACUCUUCAGAUGAAGGCAUUUAG
Messenger RNA from Carassius carassius (crucian carp), 1320 nucleotides. RefSeq lists its product as uncharacterized. NCBI's taxonomy places the organism in Eukaryota, Metazoa, Chordata, Actinopteri, Cypriniformes, Cyprinidae. Bases 1 to 1320 code for a protein of 439 amino acids. The record is from RefSeq and is a predicted model, not a curated record. The transcript is spliced from 5 exons.